Molecule: messenger RNA, 1480 nt
Organism: Lobosporangium transversale
Lineage: Eukaryota; Fungi; Mortierellomycota; Mortierellomycetes; Mortierellales; Mortierellaceae
Product: P-loop containing nucleoside triphosphate hydrolase protein
Exons: 3
Coding region: 26-1444 (472 amino acids)
Biological process (GO): ribosomal small subunit assembly
Molecular function (GO): ribosomal small subunit binding; rRNA binding; GTP binding
Source: RefSeq, a predicted model, not a curated record
UGCCAUUUGAAUAACACAUCACAUUAUGAGUGCCAGCAGCACAAUGCUCUUUCGGACUAUACGAGCAACACAAUCGCAGCUUGGAGGGUGUGUAUUGGAGUUAAAGUAUGCUGCUCUGAAUAUGCGGGGGGUUACACACUGUCACUUUACCACUAAAACAACCAAGCCCAAGGGCAAGGCGAAGAGCAAUAGCAGUAGCAACAGUAACCAAGGCAGCAUACAUAACGAGGACACGACAGCGACCCAACAAUCAUUAGAAGAAUUGAAGCUGAAUCUUCUGGAAAAGAGACUCAAGCUACGGGAACUUACAACGCAGUUGACACCAUUAUCACGUCCUAUUGACUCUGUCGCAAUAACAACCGGAUCGAUCCAUGAUCCUGCAAGCAAAUCGUUACCGUUAUUAUCUCAUCCUACGCCACAAGCGCAAGGGGAAAAUGUACCUCGCCAACCGUUACACCAACAUCAACGUAAGCAUAAGCAAGGACCAGAUCGGCACAUGCCAAUUUUCACCAGUCCUGCAGACAUGACUGUCCGGUUACCCAAGGUUGUUCGAGACUUUACUCAGCCCAACAACCCUGAGAUUGCCAAGAUUGCCCUCAUUGGGCCUCCCAAUGUUGGAAAAUCCACUAUUGUGAACGAUCUUGUCAAAAGUACAGUCUCGAUUGUGUCGAUCCGUCCUCAUACUACACGAGAGAGGAUUAGAGCCGUGUUAGCACAGGAAAACAAGCAAAUCAUAUUCUACGACACGCCAGGGGUAGUUCCGGAGAAAAACAUAUCAAGACUAAACCGAGAACUAGUGACAUCCUCUUGGAGAGCAAUUGAGGAUGCAGAUCAUCUCCUGGUCGUUAUGGAUUGCCAUAAGCUUCUCGAGCAUUCACUGGUCACAGAAAAAUAUUUGUUUGAAAGACUCCAAAAAAUGGAAACUAACAUUCCUGCAACAUUAAUUUUCAAUAAGAUGGACCUAGUAAAAGGUCAAGAAGAGAAAUUGCAAAAGUUUGUUCAAGAAUACAAUCAAAAGUUCCCAAAUUUUGUAAAGGUCAUUUACACUAGUGCCAAAGCGCCUGUGGUUGGGAUUCAUGAGCUUCGUUCACAUCUCAUGUCCCUCACAAAGCCAGGGCCUUGGCUGUAUCCAGCGGACCAAAAAUCUGACCGGUCAGAUCUAAGCCGUGUCGAAGAUUCGAUCCGAUCUGUGUUAUAUGAGAUACUCAAGGUCCCAUAUAAUGUCAAGCAAGAAAACGUUGGGUGGACAGAAUUACAGGACCAAGUACUUAGGAUUGACCAAAGUUUGAUAGUUGAACGACCAGGCUUAAAGAAAAUCAUUGUUGGCACUAAUGGAUCUGUAAUUAGGGAUCUCACAUUGAAAGCAAGACAAGCAGUUGGAAGUGCAUUGCAAAGAAGGGUCAUGCUCAAUCUACAAGUAAAAGUUCGACCCAAAAAAGUAUAAAGGAAGAAGUAUACAAUAUUUAUAAUAGUCAUUAUU